GCACCUAUAUAAACCCCCGGCCCCUUUCCGCUCAUCAACACUCACCUGCUGACUAGCAUCAGGUCACAACGUUGCGCUUAAAGUCGCCAGAUUAAUAGCACUGAAACACAAACCCAAAGAAUGGAUUCUUGGCUCAACAUGGUGCUGCUGUGUGGACUUCUGUUGAUAGCAUCUCUUCAGACAACCAAAGCGUUCAGAUUUCCACGGUCCAAAAGCAACAAGAUCCAAAUGCUGAAUACAAAUAUCCACAAUCUGCAAGCGCAUUAUAAUACAGGAGGCCCAGAGUGGUUUGGAAAGUCUGUUUUUGUAUCUCAUCUGGAUCAGCUGAAUUCCAAGCCUUCCUGCACUUGUCAGGCACUGUUGCUUGAAAGAAUGCUGAAAAUCUAUGAAGACAUUUUCCAAGACAUGUUGAAUAAGUCUGAGGAGAAAGAAGUGAAAGAAAAUCUAAAAUAUGUUAUGACUGAGGUGAACAAGCUGAAACACAAGUACAGUGUAGAACAUAAAGUAUUGAGAGAGCUUCAGGACAUUCACUCAGUCAAGGUGAAAAAUGGAACAGUCCAAGGAGGGGCAUUAAAUGACUUUCUUAUGGUGUUUAAUCGGGCCUACACAGAAAAGCAUCAUCACAGGACUAUUGUCAGGACACGAGUAGAGUCGGGUGUUCUGAGACAGCUUAAAAAGUCAACUUCGGCUUUUAAAAGAAAGGACUACAAGUCAAACUUCAGCGAGAGACUUAUACUAACAAGGACUAUGACUGCGCAACACAUGAUGGCCCUUUUCUGGGGAGUAUGCUUGUUGAUUUUAGGACAGAUGACAUACGGCGAGGCCAGCGUCCCUGAGAACCUGGACAAGAGCAUCGACGAGCUUAAAGUGCACUAUAUAAAAGAUGACAGUGAGCUACACAAUGCACAUCCUGUCUUCCUACGUUUCCUAAAAGACAUAAAGGGGACUCUUGAGGAACCUGAGCAGAAUCUUUUGAUGAGCAUCAUAAUGGAUACAUACAGUAGGAUAUUCACUCGCAUGCAGAAGGAUAGUAAGGACAAAGCUACAAAAGAAAGACUGGCACAUGUUCAAGAGCAUUUGAAAAAACUGCAAGAAAACUACUUCCCAGGCAAAAGUGCAGAGCUCAAGACGUAUGCAGAAACCCUUUGGUCGAUCAAGGAAGAUGACCCAGUCGUCCAGCACAAAGCAUUGUUUGAGCUGAAGCGUGUCUACAGAGAAGCAACACAGCUGAGAAACCUGAAGAACAAAGAGCGCAGGAGACGACAAACCAAAAUCACAAGAAGCAAAAGUCUUAAUAAAUCUUGAUCAACAUUUAAAAGAAUGGUGGAAUAUCAAUGUUAUUUAUUCUAUUUAUGACGUUUACUGUACGUAUACACAUUGUGUACAACAGAUGUUUGUUGAAAUUUACAUUAUUUAUUUGUUCUUAUUUAUUUAAAAAAGCACUGUAAACCUCUUGCUAGUAACAUAGCAAAAUUUGUA
Messenger RNA from Carassius carassius (crucian carp), 1479 nucleotides. It is a transcript of the gene ifng1, whose product is annotated as interferon gamma 1. The coding region runs from base 121 to 1305 and encodes 394 amino acids. The record is from RefSeq and is a predicted model, not a curated record. Gene Ontology annotation, molecular function: type II interferon receptor binding. NCBI's taxonomy places the organism in Eukaryota, Metazoa, Chordata, Actinopteri, Cypriniformes, Cyprinidae. Gene Ontology annotation, cellular component: extracellular region. Gene Ontology annotation, biological process: immune response. The transcript has 8 exons.